Triticum urartu is the source of this 801-nucleotide messenger RNA. RefSeq lists its product as uncharacterized. Lineage: Eukaryota; Viridiplantae; Streptophyta; Magnoliopsida; Poales; Poaceae. The record is from RefSeq and is a predicted model, not a curated record.
GGUGCGGAGGAGAAACCUGACACCUGAGGAAGAGUUACUUCGGCCGUUCGGCGGUGGCAGAAAAGAGAAGGAGAAGAGAGAGGCAGCACCAACGAAACAGGUUCUCAUAGAGAUAGAGGCUGUCAGAAUAACUGGAAAGUCCAGAGGUAUCCCAAUGGAGCAAGCUCUCAAGGAGGCAGAGGCUACUGUGGAAGUGGCAGAGCACGACGAACAUGCUCCCGAGGAGAUUCAGGCUACUACAGUAGAGGACAAGUUGAAGAAGCUUAAUCUGAAGAAAAAGCCGAGGAGGCGCAGGGGUAAGAACAAGGUUGUGGAUGAAUCUCUUUCUGAUCCAAAUGCCUACGAAGCUCGUCUUCAUCGAAAAUUCUGGGAUUCAACAUUUGCUGGCCCACGAUAUGGUUCCUACGAGACCACAACUUCUAUCCCUCCCAUGCGAUUCACUGAUGAUGAGUGUGACCUCGCUGGACCACUUGAGACUCUUCAGAUUUUUUCAAUCAAAGUCGUUGGAGUAAAGAAGGGGAUAUCUUGGCCACUUAGUCUCUAUGGCAAGAUUGCGGCGCGCGACACAGUUGAUCGCAAUCGCAAUAUCAUCUUUGAUUGCGACAGGGAUAACUGUGAAAUCCUCUACGAGGAUGUACUUAUAUAUUCUCCAAAAAUACUAUUUUCUCUUUUUUAACUUUUUCAACCAUAGUAUUCUCGAAAAGCAUGCCCUACAACUAACAAAGAGAUAUGAAUAAUUAUAUAAUUUGAGCUGGAGAACUCAUGGCAUGUAUCUUGUGGUUGGUUGAAAAUCCUAAUAAU